Messenger RNA from Labrus bergylta (ballan wrasse), 2461 nucleotides. RefSeq names its product neuronal acetylcholine receptor subunit alpha-7. Gene Ontology annotation, molecular function: acetylcholine receptor activity; acetylcholine-gated monoatomic cation-selective channel activity; acetylcholine binding. NCBI's taxonomy places the organism in Eukaryota, Metazoa, Chordata, Actinopteri, Labriformes, Labridae. The record is from RefSeq and is a predicted model, not a curated record. Gene Ontology annotation, biological process: regulation of membrane potential; synaptic transmission, cholinergic; signal transduction. Gene Ontology annotation, cellular component: acetylcholine-gated channel complex; neuron projection; postsynaptic membrane.
UCACACUCUCUCCACUUGUUUUCUAUCUUACUCUUCUGAGCCCGAUCUGUACCUCACUCUCCGCUUUUUUAAACCCUCCCUCAUCUCAUCUCUCCCUAUUUCUCCAUCUUUAUCACUUUCUCUGUGAAAAGAGAGGAAUGCAGUAUGUGUCAGGCUGUGGCUCUUUGGCUGUUGAUACUUUCGACUCUGCUACAGGAGUCAGUGCAGGGUCCUCACCAGCGCUUUCUGCUGCGGGAACUGCUGAGAGACUACAACCCCAUGGAGAGACCUGUGGCCAACGACUCCCAGGCUCUCACUGUUCAGUUCUCCUUCACUCUGAUGCAGGUCAUGGAUGUGGAUGAAAAGAACCAGAUUAUCACUACGAAUGCCUGGCUGCAGAUGCAGUGGUAUGACCACUAUCUCCAGUGGAACCAGUCUGAGUAUCCUGGAGUUAAAAACCUCCGAUUUACUUCUGAUCAGGUCUGGACACCUGACAUUUUGCUCUACAACAGCGCUCAUGAUAAGUUUGACGCCACCUUUAAGACAAAUGUGCUGGUAAACUCCAGCGGCUUCUGCGAGUAUCUGCCUCCAGGAAUAUUUAUCAGCACAUGUAACGUGGAUGUGCGAUGGUUUCCUUUUGACAUCCAGCGCUGUGAGCUGAAGUUCGGCUCUUGGACAUUUGACGGAUGGCUGCUGGACAUCCAGAUGAAGGAGGCAGACGUGUCAGGCUACAUGCCCAACGGAGAGUGGGACCUGCUGGAGGUCCCUGGAGGUCGACAUGAGGUUUUCUACGACUGCUGUGCAGAGCCGUACCCCGAUGUGACUUUUGUGGUGACCUUAAGAAGAAGGACUUUAUUUUACGCUCUCAAUCUGCUCAUCCCCUGCGUGCUCCUCUCCUCCAUGACCCUGCUGAGCUUUCUGCUCCCCGCCAACUCCGGGGAGAAGAUCAGCCUGGGCAUCACCGUUCUGCUUUCUCUGACUGUCUUCAUGCUGAUGGUUGCAGAGAUUAUGCCCGCCACUUCGGAUUCUGUACCCCUGAUUGGUCAGUACUUUGCCAGCACCAUGGUGAUCGUCGCAAUGUCUGUGGUAGCAACAGUCAUUGUCCUUCAGUUCCAUCACCACAGUCCAAAUAAUGGAAACAUGCCACGCUGGGUGCACUUGGUUCUGCUGCAGUGGGUUCCCUGGUUUCUGCGGAUGAAGCGUCCGGGUGAGGGGGCGGAGCCGACCCUUUCCAACUGCCAGGCAGACUGCCAGAGCAAGACCCUCUCCUCACCCACCACCACCACAACCACCACCACCAACCAUACGCCGCUGCCCUCCAUCCACCCCCAGAGUCUAAACUCCCUGCAGGUCAGCCUGGCUCAGCUGAACCACCCUUUGCCCCACCUGCUGCCCCACCGGCCCGGCACCCAGGCUGCCGUGCCCCUUAAUCCCUGCCCCAGAGAACCCAAUCUACAUCCACAGCCCAACGGUCACCUGCUCUACAUGGGCUACCAGACCUUCCAGACUCCUGGAGAGCUGGAUCCAGUACAGAUGAGCAGAACAACAAGUCACGGGAGGGUUAACAGCAGACUCGGUGGAGGAGAAGGAGAAGGAGCAGUAGCAGGAGGAGAUACACCGCUCCAUCACCACCUUCCAUGUUCAAAGUUUGGAAGCCCCCCACAGGAGACUCCGCUGUCCCCAGAACCUGAACCCUCAACCACCUGCUCUGGACCCUGCGUCCUGGAUGCUGUGGGGGGAUCAUCGAGAUCUGCAGCUUCACACACCAACAGCAGUAUGAUUCGUUCUGUUGCCGUGGACAACCAGCUGCAGGCUCUUCUGGCGGAGGUGCAGUUUUUAGUAGAACGCGUAAGGGAGCAGGAUCGGCAGCUAAGUCUGGCGGAGCAGUGGCAGUUUGCCGCGUCCGUCAUUGACCGCCUGUUUCUGGUUGGAUUCAGUGUUUUUAACAUCAUCUGCACCAUCGCGAUUCUCAUGGCUGCACCAAACUUUGGAGAAGCACUGUCAAAAGAUUUCCUCUGACAGACAGAAAUGGCAGGUUUAAGGGAAUGAGGGAUUUGAAGGGAUAUAACAGACGAUGAUUUGUUGGAAGCACAAUUAAUGUUUAUUUAAAAGGGACAUACAACAGCAAAUGAUUCCUGCUCAGUAACCUCGAGCGGACUAUGACUCAUGUGGAGUGGACUCAAAACUUUACACUGCAGUUUUUCUCAUGACUUGAGAAGUUAUAUGAAAAAAACCUGACCAUUAAAGAAUUCUUGAUAGUCCUUUUUUUCAAAGGUAUUUAUUGAAUUUUAACUGACGUAUUUGUUUCUCCUAAAAGGAGACACACAAGCCCCAAAAGUUAAGGAAUUAUCUCGCGCAUUCACUAUUAGUAUUAUCAUUUUCAAUGUCAAGAGAAACCUUCACCAGAACAUCAAAUAUUUCAUUAAGAAAUACCGACUGCGGUUUGUGGAAAAAAGCAGCAACAUCAUUCGUUUUUUGAAAC